GGGCACUGACAAGUUUUCAAGAGCUGCUCAAGGGCUUCACCGAGAGGAUCGACCAACUGUCCGAACUCUUCACCUUGAGUCGAUCACGAUCCAACGGCACGUUCGCAAGGGUGAUUCAGGUGUCGCUGUGCGGUCGCAACAUGUCUUCUCUCCUGGACACUGAGCACGGCCCGGCACAGCGCUUUGAGGAGUUCCGGGAACAGGUCAACAGAAACCUGCAAGAACAGAAUGACGAGGCUGUGGUCUCAGAAUACGUCUAUGACAACACUACCAGCCCCCGCUGCAAUGCCGUAUUCCGGAGCUUCGAACACAACAGGCUGAUGCGGUUUCUGUGGGGUCAGGUGAAACCUUACGUUCGAGGCAAGAUUCUGUUUGCCCCCAACAAUGCAGCAACCCGGAGAAUCGUUAGCAAGGUAAACGAAACUUUCGAGCCACUGAACAGACUAAAGAAGUUGGCCCAGCGCUGGACCACGGACAUCGCACCCAAGCUGGUGCAUUGGCUGAGCAACAACUCUGCAAGGCUGGAACAAGUCAAGAAACUGUCCACAUCUGAAGGCCUGGAGGCAUUCUUCAUUGCUGGUGAAAAGACGGGAACCAAGGCAGCUGCGGAGGAAGCUCCCGAGGCUGCUCGAGCUCAGAGUGUGCUUGAGUGGCUGCUUUCCGACUGGGAUGGCCGCAUUGAGAGAAUUAACAAGGUGGCGCAAGAAACGUACCACGUUUUUGAGUGCUUCGAGAUGGACCGGUUUGAGGGCUACCCCUCUGAGGAGGCACUGAUGCCACGCGGUCUGCAACUGAUGCGAGAAAACAAGCUGUGGGCAGCGCUGGUGUUCAGUGGAAUGAAGAGCUCCCAGGACACCGAGGUGCUGCCGCCGUUCAUCCGCUACAAGAUCCGCAUGGACGCCCGCAAAGUGGACUCAACGAAAAAGAUCGAGGACAGAAUUUUUCGGCCGGGCCCACGCCGCCGCCCUACCAUUGACCUCAAGUACCUCACUUUUGGCUUUGCCUACCUGCAAGACCUCGUAGAGCACUCCAUCAUUGCACUUCAGACGGGAUGGGAGAAGACAACGGGGGUCUACCUGCAGCAGUUUCCAUACCCUUGCUACAUCUUUGAUCAGUUCAUAGUGACGAUAGCUGAAUCCUUCCCCAUGUUCAUGGUGCUCUCAUGGGUGUACUCGUUCGCGAUGCUCAUCAAGAGCAUUGUCCGAGAAAAGGAGCUGCGCCUCAAGGAGGUCAUGCGCGUCAUGGGCCUGGGAAGCGGAGUCCUCUGGCUCUCCUGGUUCAUCGACGCAUUUGGCUUCAUGCUCAUUUCUUCGCUUCUCCUUACCUGCAUUCUCAAGUUUGGUCAGGUACUGGACCAUUCAGACCCGGUGGUGAUCUUUGUGUUCCUGGCCUGCUUUGGGGCGUCCAUCGUGUGCAAGGCUUUCCUCGUGGCUGCCCUCUUCUCGCGAGCCAACAUUGCAGCUGCAGCGGGCGGAAUCCUCUUCUUCACCUGCUACCUGCCCUAUCCGUUUGUCAAGCUCUGGAAGGACCGCCUCAGCUUUCACCACAAGAGCGCUGUUAGCUUGGUGCCCAACGUGGCCUUCGGGCUGGGCUGCAGCUAUUUUGCCCACUUCGAGGAGGAGGGUGUCGGCGUGCACUGGCACAACCUGCUCCGGGGAGGCCUUCCCCCAGACACCUUCUCGAUCGCCCACGUCAUGGGCCUGUUGCUACUCGACGCCGUGCUCUACUUUGCGCUCGCGUGGUACAUUGAGGCUGUCUUUCCUGGGCAGUACGGAGUACCAAAGCCAUGGUACUUCUUUGUCACCAAGUCCUACUGGUGCGGUGCUUCACAUUCGGAUAGUCCAAGGAAGACAGCAUGGGAAUCCUGCAAUGGAACAGCUAGCUUGAAUGGAAGAACCGAAGACAUGGAGGAAGAGCCACGCAAUCUGCCACUUGGAGUGCUCAUUCGCAAGUUGACCAAGGUUUAUGCCGGUGCAGACCGGGCAGCCGUCAACGAGCUGAGCCUCAACUUCUACGAGGGGCAGAUAACUUCGUUCCUCGGCCACAACGGCGCUGGCAAGACGACCACCAUCUCCAUCCUCACAGGUCUGUACCCCCCGACACAAGGCACAGCUGAAAUCUAUGGCAGGGACAUCAGACCUGAGAUGGACAUCAUUCGCCGAAGCCUUGGUACCUGUCCCCAGUACAACGUCCUCUUUGACAACUUGACAGUCGCAGAGCACCUCUGGUUCUAUGCUCGACUGAAAGGCCUCACUGCGGAUGUGGUUGUGUCCGAAGUCGAGUCGUUCGUGCGCGACUUAGCCCUUGUUCACAAGAGAGACGAAUACUCGUGCAAUCUCUCAGGUGGCAUGCAACGCAAGCUUUCUGUUGCCAUUGCAUUUGUUGGCGGUAGCCGCACAGUGAUUCUGGACGAGCCGACUGCUGGCGUGGACCCUUAUGCGCGGCGAGCAAUCUGGGACCUCAUGCUGAAGUACAAGCAAGGUCGCACAGUCAUCAUGACGACACAUCACAUGGACGAAGCCGACCUCCUGGGUGACCGGAUAGCAGUCAUCAACGAAGGCCGCCUACGUUGCUGUGGGUCAUCACUCUUUCUAAAGACGCGAUUUGGCAGUGGCUACUACCUCACUCUCGUUCGCCCGUCGCGUCGCAGCAAGUCACUCAAGAACAGGCCAUCUCCCACGGCACCGCCUUGCAGGGAUGUGGUACAGAGUCAGAUCGACGGAGCAAGCAGUGAUUCAUCCCAGAAUGCCACCCCAUCAUCUCUUGUGUCGCCAUUAUCUGGAAACGCCCAUGACGAAUCCACCGAAGCAUUGGACAAACUAAUAAGGAGGCACAUCCCCAAGGCAGAGCUCGCCACCGACAUGGGCGCCGACUUGUCCUACCGGCUUCCAGCGAGCCCGGAAACAUACUCUUCCUUCGUAUUCCUGUGUAAAGAUCUCGAUGCCAACCUGACUGAACUCGGCAUCACCAGUUACGGGAUUUCGGACACCACACUCGAGGAGGUUUUCCUACGGGUCACGCAAGGCGGUCCUAACACCAGAAGCCAAGCAAACGGUCAAGGUGAUAUCUACAACCCUGGCCCCGAAUCUGUGGAUGGACCACCGAAGACCAGACUCCAGAAGACCUUGGAUGCCUUGCGCAUAUGGUGCUUGUCCCUGAGAACAUCUGCAAAGACCGUCAGACCAGAUCCCGAAGAUGCAGCUGCAAGGCAGCACCUGGCUGCGGAGAUGCCUAAUAAUGCUAACACUGACAGCGACCUUCCCGCGCCGCCCAUUGUCAAGAAGGUAGCUGUUGGCCCACUGCUUCAUCGGCGUCAGUUGGCGGCCAUGUAUCGCCGCCGGUUCAUGCGAAACACACGAAACUACAAGGGACUCUUCUGUGAGAUAAUCCUGCCUGCUCUGUUUGUGUUGCUGGCCUUGCUGUUCACGCUGCUGAUUCCGCCAAUGUCCGAAGAACCGCCUCUUGAGCUGACGCCGUGGGUGUAUGGCCCACCAAACUACGUCUUCUACGGUUCUGAAAACACAUCCAGCCCAUUUUCAGGGAAGUACACGGACGCCCUCCUGUCUCCAACUGGCCUAGGUGCCCGCUGUGUGAAAGGGGAACCUCUGAGUGGCUUGGGCUGUGCUGAAAUGGCGAACGCAAGUGUCCCGGUGCCUGGUGCGCCUUAUGGCUACGAGUCCUCCGAGGGCGGUGGUACUUGCACUUGCGCAAGUGGAGCCCAGCAGUGUACGCACAAUGCAGGUGGCCCUACGCCGCCUGCUGUUCGCACUGCCACUACUGACAUUCUGCUCGACGUGACUGGCCGUGACGUCUCGGAUUGGAUAAUUAAGACCUGGAAUCCCUACCACAAGACAAGAUUUGGUGGCGUCCAGUUUGGCGUAAGGAAUCACCUGACUUCUCUCAACAUCACUGCUCUUGAGGAAGCCGUUUCCAAAAUGGACGCCCCUGGUGGUCUGAACCUCUCAGCAGCAGUCCUCACCUUGCGUCGUGGCGUUGACAGCUCCGCGGUACAGGAUAACGUGAAGGUGUGGUACAACAACAAGGGCUGGGUGUCCUCGGUGGCGUACAUGAACGCCAUCAACAACGUAUUGCUGCGGGCGCACCUCCCAUCCCAGGCUGAUGCCAGCUACUACGGCAUGUCGGUCAUCAACCAUCCAAUGAACUUUACUCAAGAUCAGCUUCAGGAUGAACUGCUGAAGCGAGGCGGUCUGAGCCUGCUGCAUGCGACAUGUGUCAUCUUCGCCAUGUCUUUCGUGCCGGCCAGCUUUGUCAUGUUCCUCAUUGAAGACCGCACCUCGGGUUCUCAGCACCUGCAGUUUGUGAGCGGCCUCAAACCGUUCCUCUACUGGAUUGGCAACUACACCUGGGACCUGUGCAACUACAUUGUGCCUGCUGUGUUGUGCAUCUUCAUCUUCAUGGCGUUCAAGGAAGAAGCAUACGUCUCGCACGACAACAUUGGUGGGCUAGUCCUUCUACUGUUGCUUUACGGGUGGUCCAGUAUUCCACUGAUGUACCCAUCAUCGUUCAUCUUCAGCGUGCCUAGCUCUGCAUUCGUCACACUUGCCUGCUGCAAUCUCUUUGUUGGGAUCGUUAGCACAGUCUCCACAUACGUGUUGGAGCUUUUUGAUGACAAGGAGUUGCAGUCGAUAGCCCGUAUCCUGCGCAAAGUGUUCUUGGUGCUGCCACAGUACUGUCUGGGUAGAGGGCUCAUGGACAUGUUCUCUAACCAUCUCACAGCUGAGGCUCUGGCACGAUUUGGCUUGAAGACCUUCAAGCAUCCAUUGGAAUGGGACUUCUUGGGUCUCAACCUCGUUAGCCUUGCUGUUCAAGGCCUCGUGUACUUUAUCUUCACGUUGCUCCUACAGUAUCGUUUCUUCGUGCGAAAGAGGCAGCAGACAGUGCCGUUUGACCCGAAAGAGCUCGCAGAUCAAGACGUUACGCAAGAGAGAGAACGCGUGCUUUCUGGCCAGGCAGACGAUUCCAUACUCAAAGUCGUCAACCUUACUAAGGUUUACCGAGCCGGCCAGCACCCGGCCGUGAACCACCUUUGUGUCGGUGUCAGGGCAGGCGAGUGCUUUGGAUUGCUCGGAGUGAACGGCGCUGGGAAGACCACCACAUUCAAAAUGCUCACCGGGAACACAGAAGUGACAGAAGGAAAUGCCUUCAUCUCGAGCUACAGUAUACGCACCCAAAUUGAUCUGGCGCGCCAGAACAUUGGCUACUGUCCGCAGUUCGACGCAUUGGAUCCUUUGCUCACGGGAUGGGAACACUUGGAAUUUUAUGCACGGCUUCGUGGAAUACCCGAGAAGUACGUCCAGAAGGUCGCAGACUGGGGCAUUCGCAAGCUAGGCUUGCACCGUUACGCCCACCGAUGUGCCGGCACCUACUCCGGGGGCAACAAGCGAAAGCUCAACACUGCCAUUGCCUUAGUCGGAGAUCCUCCUCUGGUGUUCCUGGAUGAGCCCACAACGGGCAUGGACCCCAAGGCCCGCCGUUUUCUGUGGGACUGCAUUCUGGACGUUGUUCGUGACGGCCGCUCGGUCAUUCUGACAUCGCACAGUAUGGAAGAGUGUGAAGCAUUGUGCAGUCGGCUGGCAAUUAUGGUGAAUGGGCAGUUUCGCUGCUUGGGGAGCAUUCAGCAUCUCAAAAACAAGUAUGGCUCGGGCUACACUGUGACCCUGAAAGUGGGUGGAACCUCGUCAGAGCUCUCCCACGUGGCUUCCUUGAUGGAAAACUCAUUCGGUGCCGCUGAUGCCCAGCUCCGGGAGCAACACCUGAACCAGAUGGAGUACCAGAUAUCACCAAGCGUGCCACUCGCGGUGCUGUUUCAACGGCUCGAAGCGGCCCGUGAGAGUUCGUCGCUUGACGAUUACUCCGUCACGCAGACAACGCUUGAUCAGGUGUUCAUAAACUUCGCCAAGCAGCAAGGUGAUGUCAAAGGCGAGCAGGGGGACGUGGAAAGUGACCUGCCGUCUCCGUUGCCAUCGUCACCAAAGGUCACUCACCCUCCCACGAGCCCCGCAGUUGACAAGCUCACACCCGUUGUCAGCAUACGGCCCGCUUCUGCUGGUCCACUGUCACGAGGCCAAGAACUCAUCGAGCUUCCAGAAUGGAUCCGGGAGACCGACAUCGUGUGAAGCCACGGUGCAGCACCGAAAGGUGUUUUCCAGCUGUGAUAUCCUCCCAUCAUCGAGUGCACGUGACAAGUGGUGCUUUCCCAAUCCCCCCAUUUUCGAGAACCGAGAGAAAACCGAGUGUACGUCAGUGCAAGUGUGAAAGCACAGGUGUCGUUCCAUCCAACCUCGCACAGCCCAGCAGGUGAUGCGUUUCUCUUAGUUUUGUUCUCCUCGGUUAUCCCGUCGUCGGAGCGACUUCUCCGCGUGAAGUUCUACGUCCUCCUGAUUGUGCCGGUUACCAAUGGGCCCUCGUGACUGGUGAAACUCUUAGUGGCACCAACUUUGUGACCAGUGAAACUGAUUGGUGGCGAAAACGUUGUGUGCUACCAGCCUUCGAUGUGUUACAGGAAGCGUUCCAUCAUUUUUGUUGCUAGCACUUGCAGUUGUUGUGGGUGCACAGGGCAAACACAAAUGACCUCCCCGAUCUCCUUGCUGCCUCGUAGCCGUGGAGUGAAAAUGCGGCGGCGCAGUGGGUGAAAUGAGUGUGUCGAAGACAUGCAGCGAUUGUUCAAUUCAUGGAACGAUACGAAACGAAUGAACAAAAAGGGAAUUUUUUUUCGAGGGGCUCGUUUCUUUGUUAGACACAACCAAAUGAAUCCAACAGACAAUUGGCCGAAGGAAAGCAUAGGGGAUGUUAGUUGUCUUUAACUGUGGUGCAGAAAUUAAGACGUAAACUGAAAUUAAUUAAAGUGGACAAGAAAAUGCCAUUUGCGUUGGUGGGAUUCGAACCCACAACCUUCUAAAUACAUGUCCGAUGCUCUACUGGUUAAGCUACGACAGAACGUGCUUCCCCGUCCACUCUGUUGGGUAUUUCUGUUCCUGUAAUCCCUGGGAGUGUUAGCCAGCGCCACUCGUAGCCGAGGCGGCAAGUGUGGAACUAAGUGGCACGCGUAUGGCUGCACACGAUUGUUUGCAAAAUAACAACAAAAGUGCUCAGCAUUUUUAAAAUAUUUUCUUGCAAAUAGCAGAUUGGGGAGAUCAUUUCUGCUAGCCCUGUCCCCUGUCCCGGUUGUCAUAGCCUGUCACAAGUUAUGUCUGACGAGCACACAAGGGGCCGUAUUCUGAGAUCAUCACUUUUUAGCAACAAUGUAGCUUUGCAUGACAUAGGGUCUCGCCUGUUCAAUGGCUGAGGUGACUACAUGCGUGCCUUUCCUCAACCAGUCAAUCGGCGCGCACUGAAAGCGACAUUUUGACGGCAUCUCCAAAAGUGAUUGCUUCAGAAUAUGGCCCCCGAUUCUACGGUAUGAUGCCUUAGAAUGAAUCAUCGUGUGUGCAAUCUUCAAUUCAUAAGUUGCGGUCACGACUUAACUUCGGAUGCCGGCUGGAUUUUCGUCGAUUUUAUAGUUUGCUGGUGGGUUUUAAAAAAUUUGCUAGCUCAGAUGCAGACUCGGAUACUGCACUGAGCACUCAAUACACCCAUGAGUGUAGUGACCAUUCUUACUAAACCAAAUGCCACCCGUUAUAGCAGGUUGGCAAGUCUGCAUGAAGCACUCUGGUUCUGCAAAGGUUGCAAGUACGAAUGUGUGUCUGUCGACAACGCAAGUUUUAGACCUGUGCGUGGUGAUAUGGGCUGUGAUCAUAAGGGCAUGACUCAGACUGAGUUUGACAUUGAGUGAAGGCUUUCCGGUGUUGUACAGGACGCUUAGACUACCGAAAGAGGUUUUUUUGAUUGUUGGUUUGUCGCACUGAUGGUUGUGUUGCGAUCUGCUGUUUGAGCAAGAACCUGUCUUGCUUGCAUUUUUCUUGCUUGUUUUGACAUUGCAGUGAGCUUAGUAUUACAACUGCGAAUGCAGCGUGAUGUCUUGAUUUUAUCUGUAGGGUCGAACAUGAGUGCAGGAAACCUUUGAAUUUUGUGCAAUAAUCGACUCUGCUUAAAGUGUUCCCAUAACCAGCAUUACUGGCAUUGAAAGAACAUUAGUUUUAUUUGUCUUUGAGUACGUUAUGUCAUACUACUUUCGUUAUUAACUGGUUGUCGCGAGUGGUUUUCCUAGCAUACUUUUGUAACACAGAACGGAUGGACCGUCAGGGCUGUUAAUAAUGAAGUGUGAGACCACUUUGACUACAGCAACCCAGUGCAUAUUUAUUUUGUUUCAAAAGCACCUCUUAUUGGCCGAGUCGGAAUUGUGUACUGGUAGAGCCACGCUUUGAGUAUACCGACAACGCAAGACAUGUAAACAAGAAAUGGGAGAUGUGUACCGUUUGUCAGUUUGAGGUUCUGACUUUGUCUGCAUCUCCAAAAUGCAACUUUAUGGGUAAACCUCAUUUUAAAGUGUAAACAUGUUGCCGGUCAAUUUUCCUGCAAAUGACAGGCUUGCAAAUGUUUUUUUUUUUAAUUCAUAACGCUCUUUUGAUGAGAGCUCUCCUCUGCAGGAUGGUGGUGAAUUAUGCCUACUGUUCCUGAUUUGGAUAAAAUGUACAUGACAAAUGCCACUUUAUAUUGUAACAUACUGUAACGCUCAUUUUAGUGCUAAAAAGCACAAGUGCUUUGCCAUGCAUUAGUGCAUUGUAGCUCACACACACGAUAGUAUACAGCUUCGCAUACUGCACUAAAUUUAUUUACCACCACAGCCAUUUCGAGUUGUAGGAUGUUACUUUCGAAUAAUGUUAAAUUUCUCUCCGAUGUGUCAUCUAUUUCGGCUUGAAGAUCUGAAAAUGUUGCUCUUGUCAUUGACUUCGAUGACAUGUGCAUUCUUAAAACAUGUAAUGUGCUUUUCAGUAAACUGACAUGAGGAUCAGUAACCAAAGUGGGUAUUUGAGGAUCUGCAUCGAAAAGUGAUGCAGGGGUAACUACAACAUGACAUGUAGAUAUGGCGUAGGUGUACGACCGUCUACAUGCUCCUUUAUUGUUAUAGUGACUUCACAAUUUAUUGCGUCUUGUAAUCUUUUCUUUUGUUGUUGUUGAUUUGUUACGACUUUUGAUUCCAUUAUGCAAGGUUCCUGAACAGUCGUUCUGUAGAACGCUGAUCUUACAUUAGUAGCUAGCAUUCCUUUUGUUUGUGACGUGGUUGUGAAACCUAGUGUUUCUGUAAUGCGUGUAUUUUUAUUUUUUAGCGUUGUUCUGUAGUGGGGAUGAUAUUCUGGGCACCACCAAAAAACAUUGGAUUUAGUUACCAAAGACAUUUUUUUGGCACUUUGUGUGGCCACAAUUAUGCUCACAUAAACUUCGGUCGUGCAAGUAUACUGUUGCGCCAGGCGUCGUACCAACUUUCCUGGUAUGUCAUAGGCAUGUGCAAGUUAGAAGUUGCACUAUGGACUCCGCCCACAUUAACACUACUGCCAGCUUUGUUGUGCAAAGAAUUCAUGUAUCACAAUCUUUUUGUUUUAACCUUGCGAUUAAUGUACUAUAAAUGUGAUUUCUUUUUUUCUCUUACAAAUCUUAUCUCUUAACGCAAGAUCAUGGUUCUACGAGGAUUUGAUAAAACAUAACACUAAGUGCAAAAAAAAAAACUCAGGUUAAGAGCAGUAGCUACAUCAGAUGGCAAAAACAACGUCAUACUCUAAAGGCAUAGGGAAGCUCCCUGCAAUCAUAAGUGGAAUCAUAUUUGAAACACCUGGUGAAUAUUCAGUUGCUUCUAACCCAAUUCCAUCUAUUUCACUUUCCAUAUUUGGUUGGCAGAACAGCUGAAUAUCACAUGCUGCUAAGGUCACUGGAGAUUUAUGACGUUUGCGAGAUAUGCGCAACUACUAUUUUGGUAUGUGUACGUAAUACGUAAUGUUAGGGACGCAUUACUCCAUAUACCAUAUGACCAGAAGCAAUUUUUUCUUCUAAUAGGAUGGCAUGUGGAGCAAGUUUAUGCAUGCACAUAGAACCUUUAACUACAUUCAUCUUUUCCAUUGUCUUACAUAAUUUACUGUUUAGUGUAGGCUGAGCUCAGUCCAACUGAACAUGUUGUUUUGAUCUGCAUUGUAAAAGGAAAUGGUGCUACCCUACAUAGGUACUAGUUGGUACUAUUACUACCUAUUAGGUGUCAGGACUACCUAAUAGUAUGUACUAGUGCUAACUACUAGCAAACACCAGUAGGUACUAGUAGCAACAUAGCUACUAGCACUCAUGUACCAGUGCAUUUUCUGCAGGAGCCAGGUUUUUUUCUCCAAUAGUGUAGACAUUGCGUCGUCGUCACUUGGUGACCACUAUGCAGUGUUUUGGUGGCAUAGGGGCCUGUGCUGGUUGGAACUUUCCAAACCUUUUAUAUGCGCAUUAUCAGUGCCAGCCGUGCUCGUGAAUUUCGUUUUACGACGCAGCCAUACACUUUAUUACUGCCGUAGCACAGAGCCUAGUGUGUAGGUGCUGCUAGCAUGUGCACCUCAGCUAUUAAAAGAGCUGUUUUGUAAAGAGACUGCUUGAGAGAUGUAGCUUGUUGAGGGCUACAUGCUUGUUGGCCGACAUGCCUGUUGUACACAUGUUAACGUAGCAUUUAUGAUAGUGUUAACCAGUACAUUGGUCGGAAGGCAAGCUGACGUAUACGGAACAAACUUGCAAGUGUCAUCGCAGCGCUGUUCUGCAGGCCUGUGUAGCGGUCUUGUAGUUUGCACGGGGUCCGUAUUGGUAGCUGUACUGUAUUAAGGACUGCCUGUACAGUGAAUUUGCAUUGUAAAAUUCUAUCAUUGUUACAUAGCUUAGGCAUCCUGACCACAUGGAUUCAGUACAAGACCGUGGCAUUGUUGUGGUAGUCCUUCACUGUUGUGGGCCAACCAACAAAAAGGCAGCGAAACAAUUUCCUGAUAGUCUAUUUGGCCAAAGCAUUUAUACGAUGUCACUGUUAGAACCUCCGCUCCUACCUCCUCUCUUUUUUAUUCGGCAAACAACUUCGAUGAAUGCGUGAAAGAUGUGCGUGGCCAUGUUGAACUAUCAAUGAAAAUUUUAAGGAUGAAAUCGAGGUGUAUGUGCGAAGUUGUGAGCAAGAGAAGAUAACUGUUGGUUCAUGUAUCUAUGCACGUUCUCAUUAGGAUCAUCCAUGAAGAUAACCGUUGUCAUUUUCUUUGUCAAAUUGGUCGAUGAGGCAUUCACAUGCUUUUUAACUUGACAAAAUGCAAAUACGAUUAUCUUCGCGGCACAUUUGACAAGAAUGUGAACAGGUAUACAUGUGUAAACACUCACUGUCCUUUCUUUACAACGCUUUACCAGCAGCUGUCACAUUUUUGGAAGGUUACACACAGCAAGGUCUCUGAAAAUCCUGAAUAUUUCGGUGGUCUGGGCACACAACCCCACGUGUGAUCUUCGACAAGUAUUAGCAUGUGCAAGACAAUAUUAUAUUGCGCAGUUUAACUGACUGCCAGGAAAUGUAGUCACAGGCUGCUAGGCAAUUCAACAUUUUCUCAGGUCCCACAAUCUUUAAAUGUUUGAUGCUUACCUGUCUAUACACUCUAAAAAAAGGGUGUAUUUGGGCCGACUUUUGCCACACAACAGUAAUCGUUGUCUGGCUUGCUUGCAUUAUUUCUGUUCUCGAAAACUCUGCGCUCACCAUUUUUCUGUCGGGAGUGCUAUGUAAUGCAGAUAGUGCUUGCACCAUUCGUGACAUUGAAGUACCGGGCGCUCGGUGAUAAUACAAGGAAAGGUGAACGAGAUAGAUUAAAAUUAUUGAUAUAUGACAACAAGAUGCCCCAAACGUGCCCUUUUUUGUAGAAUGUAGUUGGCAUUCCAGCUAAGUACUGUUUUUUUUUUCUUUGAUUUCUGUUGGUUAGUUCAUGUACAUGCGAAAUUUGUUUGCUGGAUCUUACAAAAUAUUGAGUCAACCAUCUUAGUUCAGAGCCAUUUUGCCAGUACACUCAUUCAUUUCAGAAUUCAUUUCAAAAUUAGCGGUGUCGCAUAUGCAUAGUGGGAACAAGUUGAUCAUAGUAAGACACAUUUGUACUGCAUUUCAAAGCACAGCUCUCUUGUGUGAGCGAAAGCCGCAAUGAACAAAUACAACCAUUUUCCUUCUUACUGCGUAAGAAAUGUCUGAGAAUAUUAUUUUUUUAGAGUGCUGAUUUCAACAUGCUGUACAGUUUUGCCUCCUCCUGUUGUGGGCAAGAGUUGUCGGAUGAUUUCGUUUUUGUUGUUGUGUUUUGCAGUGAUCUCUGGACGGGGCCCAGACACGUGAGCGUAGGUUAGGUGUUAACUAAGAGACCCCAGAGCCUUAGACUUGUUGUAUAUAUGUGCAAUAGCUACUGACAAAGUACGCGUUUUCGGAAAUGCGACAGUUUUUGUCUAUUUCUCUUAAAAUUGGCAGUUUUGCUAGGCAAGACCUGUCUGCAGCAAUACAACACACACAUAUGCCUGGUGCUGGGGAUUGUUCAUAUUUACUGUUAUUGACAGUGAACGGUUAGUUGUAGCACAUCGUUUCACAAGGUGGACACUCCGAGGCCUCAUCAACAAAACAGAAAGGAAAUGUACAUUUUCAGAGAGGCUGAGUGUAUCAACCUGUGAAAAUAGUGUAUUUCAUUGUUGUUUUAGGUGUGGUCACUCAUUCCACCUUGAAGCUUGUUGCUCUCCGAUUCAGUGUUAACGUGUAUAGCUUAUUAUUUUUUUUUGUGCUGUGAUAAACACGCAUUUGCUUCUGACAUCCAAAGGUGCACCUUCUGUCUUUUGGCAGUCAUUUCACUACGCAGAAAAGUAUUGCAGCGUCACGUUGUCAUAGCAGUCAUCUUGUUGUAAAUGCAGGUCAACAGUGAUACACCCGUUUCGUUCUUGCUGUAUACACAAACCGCUUGGUUCUCUCUGGUGCAUUCUGUUAUGAAACGUUUUACUGUGCGUGUACUCUUCAUUUCAAUCUCCAAGUAUGAGCACGUCUCAUUUAUGCAGCUGUUCUGGUGUUCCUGUGAUUUGUUCUGUUGCAACUUGGUGGAAGUAAAGAUACUGUUUUUU
Rhipicephalus sanguineus (brown dog tick) is the source of this 13020-nucleotide messenger RNA. RefSeq names its product phospholipid-transporting ATPase ABCA1-like. Gene Ontology annotation, cellular component: intracellular membrane-bounded organelle; membrane. The record is from RefSeq and is a predicted model, not a curated record. NCBI's taxonomy places the organism in Eukaryota, Metazoa, Arthropoda, Arachnida, Ixodida, Ixodidae. Gene Ontology annotation, biological process: transmembrane transport; lipid transport. Gene Ontology annotation, molecular function: ATP hydrolysis activity; ABC-type transporter activity; ATP binding.